AUGGCAAGACUCAAAUCGAAAAUCACCUCUUUUGAACAAAAAGAAAGCGAAUCUCUGUAUGAGGCUUGGGAGCGAUUUAAGGGAUUACUCAGGAAGUGUCCUCAACAUGGAAUUGAAGCAUGGGAGAAAGCAAAAAUCUUUUUCCAAGGGAUGACGUCCAACAUAAGAACACUGGAAGUGCUAGAAUUGUUGGAAUCCUUAUCUUCUCAAGAAUUUGACAAUGUCCCAGUUGCACAAAGGAGAGCAGGAAUUAUGAAGCUCGACGGCUAUGAUGCAAUCUUAGCCCAAAAUGAACAAAUGUUGCAGAUGCACAAGAAACAACAAGAACAAUUAGAUGCUCUUACUAAACAAUUUAAUCUUUCUCAAGUUUCUUCUGUUAGUAAUUCUCAAAUUAAAUGUGGUAUUUAUGCAGAAGCUCAUGCGACUGAAGAUUGUGACUACAUGAGAACAACUGAAAAGCCACCAGCAGAGGCCAAUGGAAUCUGGUACGAUCAAAAGAACCAAAAUGAUCCAGGAAGAAACCAAUAUGGUAAUCAAGGGUGGAAAAAUCCUAACCAACACCCUGGGUUUAGUUACAAAUCAACCCAUCAGCCGAAUCCUCCUAUGCCAUUACAACAACAACCUCCACCUCAAGGCACCACUUCAAAAUGGGAAAAGGCUUUUGCACAGCUGUCCAAGACCACAUCAGACUACAUUCAAAAUGUAGAUGCCUUUAGAGAUGAAACACGAGCAUCAUUCCGGAAUCAAGAAGCUUCGAUCCGGAACUUGGAGACUCAAAUUGGUCAGCUGUCAAGACAAUUUGCUGAAAGAACCCAUGGCACCUUCCCAAGUAACACAAAUACAAACCCAAAUGCUCAAUGUAAUUCAAUUGUUACUAGAAGUGGGAUCGUGAUCCAACCUGUUGAAAAGCCAACAGUGGAUAAGAAGAAAGAAGCAGAACCUGUAGCUGAAAAGGAGAAAGAAGAAGAUGCAUAA
Messenger RNA from Gastrolobium bilobum, 975 nucleotides. RefSeq lists its product as uncharacterized. The record is from RefSeq and is a predicted model, not a curated record. Bases 1 to 975 code for a protein of 324 amino acids. NCBI's taxonomy places the organism in Eukaryota, Viridiplantae, Streptophyta, Magnoliopsida, Fabales, Fabaceae. The transcript has 2 exons.